CUGACAGCGGAGAGAGGGGGGUGUGUUACUUUGUUAUGAGUGGUGUUUCUUUUUUUUUCUUUUUUUUUUAGGAGCCAGAAGCUCGCCAGGGGGAGGACCCAUGAAGCCUGUUGGCCACAAAAAGACAGAGAGGGAGGAAAAGUUGUGUCAACUUUUGUGACAGUGAGGUGGAGACUUGCUUCGUCCGGAGCGACGGUUAUCACCGCCACCGCCACAAGCAUCAGCUGCCCGGACGUGGAAGAUGGCGCGGUCCCUCUGCCGUGCCACGUCUCGGUUCACGUUCGCCGUCUUUUUAUGUUUUUGCCUACUUUUUCUUUCCGCUGCGGAGGCCGGACUGUACACCGACUCCGACCAGAUCGUCCUGUUAAGUCCGGAAAAUGUGGAGUCGGUUUUGGUCAACUCUACAGCGGCGACGGUCGUGGAGUUUUACGCUUCGUGGUGCGGACACUGCAUCGCCUUUUCUCCAGUUUACAAAAGUCUGGCCGGAGACAUCAAAGAGUGGAAGCCAGCUGUGGACCUGGCAGCAAUAGACUGUGCCGCAGAAGAGAACAGGAAGGUCUGCACCAGCUACGGCAUCAGAGGGUAUCCUACCAUAAAGUUCUUCCAUGCCUACUCCAAGGCUGACUCUGCAGGACAGACUUUUAAAGAUUUCCCCCGUGAUGUUCGAGGUCUCCGUCACAAGAUCAUAGACAUACUAGAAACCCAUGAGGAGGCCUGGCCCCCCGCCUGCCCCCCACUGGAGCCCGCCAGUCUAGCAGAGAUUGACAGCUUCUUUGAGACAAACAAUGUUAAACACCUGGCCCUGAUCUUUGAGGAGGAGAAAUCCUACAUUGGCCAAGAGCUAACCCUGGACCUGUUACAGUUUGAGAACAUUGCAGUGCGGAGGGUCCUGAAGACUGAGGAAGAUCUGGUGACCAUGCUGGGAGUGACUGAGUUCCCAUCCUGCUACCUUUAUUAUCCUGGAGGCAACUUCACCAGACUCAGAGUCAACGUUGAGGCUCGUACUUUCUACUCUUAUGCCCUCCAGAGGCUGCAGGGGGUGGUGCGGUCAGGAAAGCCUCCACCGGUCACCAUAGAUGUCCUCAUCAACAGCACAGAGGACCCCUGGAGAGCCUUCAACAGUUCUAGGGUGUAUAUGGCGGACCUGGAGUCAACACUGCACUACUCCCUACGUAUGGAAGUGGCCGCUUACACUGUUAUCAAUGGAGAAGCCCUGAUUUCUCUGAAGAAGUACAUCGCUGUCUUGGCCAAGUACUUUCCAGGCCGUCCUGUGGUGAUGAACUUGUUGAAGUCUGUAAACUCUUGGCUACAGAACCAGAUCGGAGACGAGAUUUCCUAUAAGGCUUUUAAAGAGAUACUGGAUAACUCAGCACAGUCUCCAGACACUGCUUUGCCUGAAGGAGUAAGGUGGGUGGGCUGUCAGGGUUCACAACCCAACCUCAGACGUUACCCUUGUGGGGUGUGGACUCUCUUCCAUGUUCUCACUGUCCAGGCCAAGAAUGCGGGUGGCUCAGAUCCAAAGGAGGUGCUGAGUGCGAUGCAAAAGUACGUCCACAGCUUCUUCGGCUGUAGACCUUGUGCCGAUCACUUUGAGAACAUGGCGAGGGAAAGUCUGGUGGAGGUGAGCACAUUGUCGUCAGCUGCCCUGUGGCUGUGGUCCAGACACAAUCGCGUCAACAACAGACUAGCAGGUGCUCUGAGUGAAGACCCCAACUUCCCAAAGAUCCAGUGGCCUUCACCAGAAAUGUGUCCAGCCUGCCAUACAGUGAAGAAAAACGGGGAUCACCAGUGGAGUCAGCAGGCGGUUCUCCCCUUCCUCCUGUCCUACUUCUCCUCCGAAAGCAUCCUCACAGACUAUCUCGAAGAUGAAAGCCAGAUCCUGGCAAAACAGAGGGAAAAACAUGCCAGCCAGCAGCUAGCUCUAGAAGCUGAGAGACAUGUAGAAAGAAAAGCCAGGGAGGCCUUGGAUACUAUGAUGAAUCACCUACCGUUACAGCCCACUGUGCAAGAAGAAGAGGAGGAGGAAGAAGAAGAGGAGGAUGGAGAGGAGCCACAGGAUGAAGCAGUGGCAGAUGAAGAAGAGGAAGGUGGUGAGGGAGUGGCAACAGCAGAUGAGAUGGGCAGUAAGACAUCUGAGCCAAGUCACUGGGCCAAACCUGUAAUGGAGGUCGGUAGAAGCCGGCGGCAGGCCCACAGAAAGCCAAGCAUUGUGGGUAUGAGGAUGCGAGACGUGCAGGAGGACAUCGUGGAUCUCGACUCAUUCGUCAACCAGCACUACAAGGCCAAGGCGCUGCGAGUGGCUGCCUCCAGCCGGGUCAAACAACGCACCCUGCAGAGGAAGGAGGAGCAGGAGCCCGGUCCUGUGUUCGGGCUUGGCAUGGAGCUGGACGCAGGGCUUGGGAUGGUGGGCCUGCAGCCCAUGGAAGCGGACUUUGAGCCGGACGCGGGGCAGCAGAGAAAGCGGCUGCAAAAGCGAGAACUGACAGAGCAGGACUUUGGUGAGGAGUUGAGCCACAGGGGACGCUGGAUGUCUAUGCUGACCAUCGGGUUCUCCAAAGUGGACAUCAGCCUGUGUGUCAUUCUUUAUUUCCUGUCCUCUAUGUGUCUUCUUGCCAUGUACUUGUUCUUCAAAAACCGUCUCAGGCUACGACGGGUUAAAAUAUCCCUGCCCUGAACCAAAGAGUAUCCAAAGAGUCAGAGCAGUGAUUAACAUUCAUUAGGUCCGUGUAGGUUAAUGUUGGGGUUAGUGUAAAGGGAUGUGUCAAGAUUACCGCCAUCUUAGGUGUUUCACUUAACUGUUACCUACAGCUGAAGCAAAAUCAGGGCAGUUUUGUAACCUUGCACGUAAUCCAGCCACCAGAGCUUUUCAGGCAGCAAUUGUGGAAAAUCUGUUCAUAUAGAUAUACUGUAAAUUUCAACAAGCAGGUUUCUGUUUGGGGUUUGUGCUUGAGUUAUGUUGCUUUUGAUUGCGUUUUGACCACUUAUGAACAAUGAAAUCAAACCCAAUACGAGAUGAUUUGAGUUUCAGUAGCAAUUUGUAUAUAUUAACCUGUAAAUAUUAUUUUAAUCAAUUGAACCAAAUACUCAAAUAGGUGAUUCUUCGUUGAUUUCAAAAAUUAUAAGUUCUGUUGUAUCUUAAAUUACAGAUGGACUAUUUUUCCCUCCAUUCUGUCACUGGAAUUUUUGUGUGUUUUGUGCUUUUCUGUGAGUUUUAUAAAAUAAUAAGAUGGCAAAAAAACAAACAAUAAACAGUCCCAGUCCCUGAAUUCUUUUGUGGGACUGCAGCUUAUUGUUUAAUACUGGGACUGUACCACCAGGUCCACAAUAAGUUUUUCCAGAGAAGAGCAGAUCAGCCCUUUUCUUUUUCAGCUCCUUUGAGCUGGUCUGCAUUACACUGAGCGUUAUAUCAUGUCUGUGAAUAUUACAUCACACUGCUGAGCCCACAUAAUAGCUACUCUGGUUGUUCAUGAGGUGUUGUGGAGCAACACAUAUGUUCACACUGGACAAGGUUUUAGAAUAAGCAGGAUUUGUUUUUGGCUGGUCUUCACGAUGUAAAGCUUCUGCUGCUCAUCUCAAAAACACUGUGUUUUUCUGUUCUUUGCUUCUGUCUGAAUCAAUAAAAUUAUUUUUGAUAAGGA
Xiphias gladius (swordfish) is the source of this 3638-nucleotide messenger RNA. RefSeq names its product quiescin Q6 sulfhydryl oxidase 1 (gene qsox1). The transcript has 13 exons. Gene Ontology annotation, molecular function: protein disulfide isomerase activity; flavin-dependent sulfhydryl oxidase activity. Gene Ontology annotation, cellular component: Golgi membrane. The record is from RefSeq and is a predicted model, not a curated record. Gene Ontology annotation, biological process: protein folding. The coding region runs from base 242 to 2674 and encodes 810 amino acids. Lineage: Eukaryota; Metazoa; Chordata; Actinopteri; Istiophoriformes; Xiphiidae.